ACCAUAUUGUGUUGUAGUUAUAUCCGGAUGUACAUUUUUUGGGCGUACUACGCCAUGUGUCGAAAAGUCAAAUUUCACUUAAAGAAUUAAUAAAAUAUUUAUUUUUGUGACAAUCACGGUACAAUGACUCUUACAGGAUGGCGAUUAUUUUUGAACAAAGCUACGAUCAUCCCUCAGCGCUACUUGAUAGGUCUGUUGGGCCUAUUCGCGCUGGCUAAUUCCUUCACGAUGCGAGUCUGUCUAAGCACUGCUAUCGUGCGGAUGGUGUCCCAAGUCGCGUCAGACAGUGAGAUCGUGGGGGAAAUAUGCCCUGACCCUGAUAUUGGCAUAUCUGUCGGAGGCAGUAAACUCAGAACGACUUAUUUGCACCUGCCUAGUCAAUUUUUGUAAUUCAUAUAGGGCCCAGUUACCCCAGCAUUUGUACUUCUUCUCGCACGGUGGGUGCCCCCAUCGGAACGCUCUAUCUUCGGCGCUAUGAUUUUCGGCGGGGCGCAAGUCGGCAACAUCCUGGGACCGUUAAUAUCGGGGCAGUUGCUGGCAGACGGCGGGCAUUGGGAGAACGUUUUUUAUGUUUUUGGCGGGCUUGGUAUGAUUUGGUUUGUGUUUUGGGCUCUUCUAAGCUACAGCACUCCUAACGAGCAUCCCUUCAUAUCAGACUCCGAGAAGCAGUAUCUGAACGCUAACGUGGCAGCGUCAGGGCUUCACAAGAAACUGGACCCGGUGCCUUUCAAGGCCAUCCUGCGGUCGGCACCGCUUUGGUCUCUUGUAUUGGCUGCUGUUGGUCACGACGCGGGCUACUUUACAAUGAUCACAGACUUGCCCAAGUAUUUCUCGGACGUGCUCAAGUUCAACAUUCAGGAGACAGGGUUGAUGGCUGCUCUACCCUACUUUGCGAUGUAUUUGUUCUCGUUUAUUUUCGCCGCUUUCUGCGAUUACUGCAUCAGGAAAAAGUUGCACAGCAUCACAACCGGCAGAAAGAUUUAUACUACUAUUUCUUCAACAUUACCAGCAAUAUUCAUUAUUCUGGCAUCGUACUCGGGCUGCAAUCGCGUUUUGGCUGUCAUCUUCUUCAUUGCCUGCAUGGCGUUCAUGGCAGGUUUCUACAGUAGCGUUAAAAUUAACGCCAUGGACAUUGGCCCCAACUACGCGGGCACAUGCUCUGCAUUUGCCAAUGGGCUGGGUGCUGUAUCGGGUAUUGUUACCCCGUACUUGGUUGGACUUUUGACGCCUGAUCAAACCGUGGAACAAUGGCGUCAAGCAUUCUGGUUCAUAUUCGUCGUGUUAGUAGGUACAAAUAUCAUCUAUCUCAUCUGGGGGUCAGGAGAACAGCAAUGGUGGGAUGACGUGGAGAAGCACGGCUACCCCUCUGGGUGGAAACACGGGGCGUUGACGAAGAACUACACCGUCAAAAGGAAAGUCGUCCGUCCUAAACACGAUCACUCGCCCGUCGUGGCUAAUAGGAACUGAGAAGAUAAAUAAAUAAGAUUUAAAGCUAAGCUAUUUCAAAAACUUUUUGCCGCCUUCUUCCACAACGAUAAAACAGUUUUAUUUUUCUUUACUUAUUUUUUUUUAAAUUAUAUCUGGCC
This is a messenger RNA of Hyposmocoma kahamanoa, 1586 nucleotides long. Its product is annotated as putative inorganic phosphate cotransporter. Lineage: Eukaryota; Metazoa; Arthropoda; Insecta; Lepidoptera; Cosmopterigidae. The transcript has 7 exons. Gene Ontology annotation, biological process: monoatomic anion transport; transmembrane transport. The record is from RefSeq and is a predicted model, not a curated record. Gene Ontology annotation, molecular function: transmembrane transporter activity.